AAUGCCUGGCGCGACUCCGUAAUCCCUUCCGGGGUAACCGUGAGGUGGCCGACAUCUUGCUUACGGAGGUGCGGCUUGUUGCUCCUCUCCUGAGGGCCGGGUUUUUAGUCGCUCCGGGUUUCAGGUUUGGGCCGUCUCCCCGCGCUUCUUUCACCUGAGAUGUUCGUGUGUUUCUAGAAGAAGACUUCAUUGGGAAGUAAAGGUCAAUGCAGAGCUGUGUGUAAGAUGUCUUAUGAUGAAAUUGGAGCUAAAUCCAUGGGACAUGGGGAAGAACUAACAAUUGAACCAUGCUAUAAGAAACUGAAGUCUACUGAAGAGGCGUAUGUUUUCCCCCAUCAUGGAAACGCUAAUUUUCACAGAAUCAAAGAGAAAACUGGAAGUCAUCGGGUCCCUGUGCCCAUCAUUGAUAGCAGAGGACGUAGUCAUCCUCAGGAGGACAAAACCAGAACUACAGACGUGCUGAAACCUGUGCAUGAUGAGAUGCCUGGUGAUAGACCAAACGUCACCGAGUCUACUGAUUCACAGAUUUUACAGGAUACACGCCCUGCAUUGGUAUCCAAAGAUGAUGAUAUAUAUAGUACAAGUACAGCAUUUAUAGGACCCAUUUACAAACCCCCUAAGAAAAAGAAAUGUAAUGAAAGGGAUCAAGCAGACACUAUCAAUGGUAUAGAUGGCAAAGGAGGACAAGAAGAGAAACAGAAAUUUAACUCCAAAACAUCAGAGAUCGACAAUGAAUUAUCUCAGUUUUACAAAGAAAUCGAAGAGCUUGAAAAUGAAAAAGAUUCAGAAAGCAGCUGUAAGGAGCUUGAACCCUCUAAGGAACAACUUAUUCCAUAUUAUCAGGGUCAUAAUAAUGAGGUAUUAAAAUUUGAAGAAAAGAAAAAGGAUCUUAGUAAUAGUCCUCAGUCACAUUUUGAUUAUCAACAGUGUGAUGGGAAUGAGCCAGGCGAAUAUCCUUGUAAUGGACAAGUAAUACCUACAUUUUGUGAUAAUUCGUUUACUUCCUUCAUGCCUGAAUGGCAGUCAAUGCAUUCUUUUAUAGUUCCCCAAGAUCCUUGUGUUCCCAGUUUUAACUGUCACUUAAAUAUUCAAAGAUUCAGUGUUCCACCAAAUCCACCAAGUAUUUUCCACACCCAAGAUGGCUUUCAGAUGCAACGUGGAUAUUAUGUAGAUAGUUGUCAGGUUAACUGGGAUUGCUCGACUUUUGAUCACAACGAUGCAUACACUGAGUGUAGUGACAUUACCAGUAGUGAUCUUUCCUCUACAAAUGGCUGUGCUGUGCAGGAUGGAUGUAGUAAUGGUUUCUGUGAAACCAGAGAAGGAUGCUGGAAAGAUUCUUCUGUUUACCAGCAUAAUGGAACAGACAGGUUUAUGAACCAGCAGUUUCAAGAGGAAAAGUUAAAUAAAUUACAGAAGUUACUUAUUCUUUUAAGAGGUUUGCCUGGUUCUGGGAAAACAACGUUGUCUCGAAUUCUGCUUGGUCAGAGUCGUGAUGGCAUUGUGUUCAGCACUGAUGACUAUUUUCACCAUCAAGAUGGGUACAGGUAUAAUGUUAAUCAGCUUGGUGAUGCCCAUGACUGGAACCAGAACAGAGCUAAACAAGCUAUCAAUCAGGGGAGAUCUCCAGUUAUAAUAGACAACACUAAUACACAAGCUUGGGAAAUGAAACCAUAUGUGGAAAUGGCCAUAGGAAAAGGAUACAGAGUAGAGUUUCAUGAACCUGAAACUUGGUGGAAAUUUGAUCCUGAAGAAUUAGAAAAGAGGAAUAAACAUGGUGUGUCUCGAAAGAAGAUUGCUCAGAUGUUGGAUCGUUAUGAAUAUCAAAUGUCCAUCUCUAUUGUAAUGAAUUCAGUGGAACCGCCACACAAAAGCACACAAAGACCUCCACCUUCACAGGGGAGACCGAGAGAAAUAAAUUUGAAGAAAACCGGGCACAGGCUCAGCAAAACCAAACAGAAGAGAAACAGAAAAAGAAAGCCAAAACAGCACAGUCCUGGUAAAAUCAUGGAGGAAAACUCAAUUGAAACCUUAAGUUACCUCACACCAGGAGAUCAGGACCCACGUCAGAGUGAAGAGGAAGACUUAGAAGACACCAAAAGAGAAUUAGAGUGUUCCUUAACUAGUGCUCUGAGAAAUGAAGUAGGAGAUUUUGUGAAUGGCCAUAAAGAUGAAAGAUGGGAAAACAUAAUUUCUGAAAACAGUUUGCCAAAUGUUACGUCUGUCGUUGAGUUGGACGAUGCACCAAAGAAACCCCUCCCCAAGGAAGAGGAUGACUUGUUUCUAAGUUUGUCAUUGAUGCCAAAUGAAAGCUCUGUUUCUUGCCCUACAGUGACUCAAAGUCUUUCCUUCGUAGCAAGUGAUGCCUGCUCCGGCACAAAGGUAGAAAAGCACAUUGAACGUCGGGAUAUCACGGCAUUAGACAUCCAGAACCGAUGUAUCGAAACCCCAUGCUCAAUUAUGCAGAAGAGAGAGACAAUGGAUAAGAGUCUCCUGAAUGAAACAAUUCUCUGCCCACCAUAUGGAUCCAGAACUUCAGAUAAAGUUUUAAGAAAAGAACAAGACAUAAAUACAACUAAACACAAUUAUUGGGCUGUUUUCUCAAAUGACUUAUCUGAUGAAGAAUUACCUUUGGGCUCUGAGAGACAACCCUAUUUUGGUAGCUGGCCUGAGGGACCUCAUAAGUUUGUGUAUGAACAGAGACCUAAGAAAGAGAGACGGCAAAAGCUGGCUUCUCCUGACAGCAGGGAGCAAUUGAUUAAAUUGAUCUCCACUUCUGAAGGAGUGUCAGAGCCAGGAAGCAGUACAGAAACAUUGAUAGAAGAGAAGCUAUUGAUAGAAAAUGAAGAUUUGUCACCUCCAACUGAGAAUAUAGACUCAAUCAUAGGAACAGAGACAAAUCUCUGUAGAAGCUACUUCCUUCAACUGGAUGUCCUAAGGAGCGCCUUACACUCAACGAAGAAUAAAAAAAGGGAGCAGAGAGGGAUUUUCAUGUUGGCACCAGACUUAAAAUUACUGGGACAGAGUUACGUCAGUGCAAAAGAAAGGGAGACAUGUGACUUGUUAACAGAAAGCCGUGGAAUAAACAUUUCUUUGGAAGAAGAAAAAGGCAGACUUUCAGAAAUAAGUAAUGAAGAUGAGACUAAGCAGAAACAUACGACUUUCAAACAUCAUUCAUCAUGGUUUUACUUUGACGUCGUCAAAGAUUCUCUUCUAAAUGUUGGUGGACAAUUUUAUUCUCAUUACCUGCUGUUUAGUAGACUAAGGCACUCUGUGUAUUUUUACAAAAACCCCAUUCCUUCUCUUAUCUUGCAGUAUACAUCUAUCUUUUGGAAGAUAUCUUUUACAAGCAAGAAACCAAUUUUGACUUUCAACUCUCAAACAAGAGUAAAUGAUACAUUAAGUGAUGUAAAAUUUCCUUCUUCACAGAUUUUAAGUAGCCAGACUGAUACUUCAUACUCUUUUAGGGUCACUUCUGAUCUUCCCUUUUUAAACGAAAGGCUUGGCGAAAAGCUCGAGACAAGGGAAGAACCUAAGCCAUUACACUUCUUACAAACUGAGGAUAACCAAGAUUUAACAAGCACUGACUGCUUUGAUUCCCUUCAGCUACCAUUAUCACAAGAGUUUGCCUUUCAACUAGUAAAGCUUUUUGGAUCUCCCGGAGUUCCAGUGGAAUCUUUGUUGCCUGAUGACUACGUGGUUCCCCUUGACAGGAACACACUGAAGAUGAUCUAUUUGCAGUGGAAGACAUCAGUAGAGAAAAGACAGAAGAAGAUUGGUUAAAAAAAAUGAGAAUUCCUUGAACUUUGAAGUCUGCAUCUUGCUGGUACUGUCGAAGAUCCUAACAUCAAGAGAGAGUGCUCCGUACAGACCCAAAGGAUUAUUUACAGCGAUAUACUCAUUGGAUACUGAAACUGGUAUAAAUGAUCUGUUCAGCCAUUCUUGAUCAGUUUCCUGAAUACUAAUAAAAAAAACAACAAAAGAGGUAACAACUUGAACAUUUUAUUCUCUAAUUUUGAAGAUAUUUGCCCUACUUUAUUUUAUGAAGCAAAUAAGGCACAGAAAACUUGAGCAGCUUAUUUUAAAAACUGCAUCAGAAUAGAAGGGUAGCCCUAAAUCCAAGUAUGGGGUCUGUGAUUCCACUUCUGGAAUUCUGAAAUCGAAAAAGUACUGGAAGCCAAAAGUUGUUUUUGUUUGUUUCAUUUGUUUCUUAAAUGUUUGACAUUAAAACUAAGUUGCUAUUUC
Sus scrofa (pig) is the source of this 4242-nucleotide messenger RNA. RefSeq names its product NEDD4 binding protein 2 like 2 (gene N4BP2L2). Lineage: Eukaryota; Metazoa; Chordata; Mammalia; Artiodactyla; Suidae. Gene Ontology annotation, molecular function: transcription corepressor activity. The record is from RefSeq and is a predicted model, not a curated record. Gene Ontology annotation, cellular component: nucleus. Gene Ontology annotation, biological process: negative regulation of transcription by RNA polymerase II.